Molecule: messenger RNA, 2921 nt
Organism: Melampsora larici-populina 98AG31
Lineage: Eukaryota; Fungi; Basidiomycota; Pucciniomycetes; Pucciniales; Melampsoraceae
Exons: 2
Coding region: 1-2649 (882 amino acids)
Source: RefSeq, a predicted model, not a curated record
AUGACCGAAACGGUUUCAUCCCUCUCCGGAGAAUACAUCUUGAUGGGCUCCCCAAGUCUCAAGGUCAAUGUUGAGUCAAGUCACGACAACCCCGCGUGCAAUUGCGCUGCGACUGCGACUGCAUCAGCGUCAGCAUCAGCAUCAGCUUCGGCAUCAUCAUCUUACCCUGGUCAGCUACCUGAAUGCCGGCCCAUUGGAGUGAACACACCCAGCUCGACUCCAUCAGACUCGGAUAGCCCCAAGUCUUCUGACUCUUCGAGCUCACCUGAUAGUCCCGACACAAACCCAGUAACUCCAUCAGACUUAGACAGCCCUAACUCCUCUGGUUAUCCCGCCGUAGGUAGCGGUUCGCCGAACAUGGGAAACACCAGCUCACCUGACAGUCCCGGAACAAACACGGAAACGCCAGACCCAAAUAGCACCAACUCCGCGGAUUACCCUGCUGUAGGUAGUGGGUCACCGGACAUGAACAACACCAGCUCACCAGGCAGUCCUGCCACAAACGCAGAAACGCCAUCAGACUCUAACAUCCCCGGAUCUUCUGGUUAUCCUGGCUCACCGGACACGAACACCACAAGCUCACCUGGCAGUCCUACAACUAACCAAUCGUCACCCAUCGAAGACUGUGAAAAGAAUUCAACUGACUCUACCCCAGUUGUCACCAGCGGAGAUGGAAAUGUACCACCUUCAUCUUUCAGUCCAUCUGACUCACCAACAGACACGAACAACGCUGAUUCCGGAAACCCUACCCCAACGGAUGUUGAUUCUCCCUCAAACUACACCCAGUAUGACGACCAAACUCCUGAUUCUCAACCAAAAGGCAACACUACCCCGCUUCCUGAUGCUGGGAACUUUCCAGUGGAAAUGAUGAUCAAAUGUCCACUCCCCAAGUCACCAGUCCGACUGAACCAACCCAGCCGAGCACGUCUAACUGCACUGAAUCUGAAGGUAACCAAUCCCGCGACAAAUCCACAUGAUUUUACCACUUUGGUCCCUGGCACCGAUCAAAACACGCCAAAAGAUUCCAAUUCCGAUCUUCCAGUCCCUGAUCAACAGUCUCCUCAAAUAUCUAGUGGAAGUGAUAACCAAGAUCAACUCACCCCGACCCCAGAUGAGUCUAACAAUACCGGAAAUCAAUCGCCAACAUCAUCGGGAGAUGAGACGCCCUCUCCUUCAUCUUACAGCCCUGAAUCACAGUCAGACAACAGUCAAGCUCCUUACGUUGACACACCUCAAUCUUCUUCAGGAGACAUCUCGCCUGCCUCUGUUCAAUCGGGAGCUAACAAUUCAGCCAACUCCGGCGCGCAAAGCCAAUCAGGUUACCCUGACGUUCCCGCAUCGAAUGGGCAGCCUGACUUCAAUCAAACCGGAGCCGCUCCCUGCAAUGAAACUUCAUCCGAUUCAAUCAAUUCCACACAGACUACUUCCGGGCAGUCACCAAGUCCAUUGACUACGAACACUACUGAUCCGGAUGACACACCCCUCAACUCGGAUAACACGCUCGUUCCGAGUGAUGACCAGACCACCACUGACAGUUUCCCCCCAAAUCCGACUAAUUUGAGUGACAUUAUGACGGAGGUCCCUAGCGAUUCGUACAAUCCUUCGAACAGCUCUUCAUCAACCGCAACAUCAUACUUGAACUCUACUGAUGGCUACAGCAAUGAUAACACGACCACUCCGGGAACUGACAACUGCACUGAGUCUUCCAUUCCGGACAACUCAACUUAUGCAUCUAACACCAUAACCAAUUCCUCAACUGGCUUAAAUCAGUCUUACGGAACCAGCAACUCGACAUCGCCUGAUACGAGCUCAUCUGACACAAAUAGCUCCCAGACGUCCACGGACUCGUAUGGAAAUUCUAACCCUACAAACCCAACAGACUCUACUGGAUCCCAAUACACAUCUGACUCAUACGUUCCUAACAACACGAGUGACUCCUACAACAGUUCCGUACAGAAUCCUACCCAAUCCCAAGGAUCAGCCCCAGGAGCCAAAUGUACAGAAUGCGAAGAAGGAAACCAUGGAACCAUUUCCGUGACCAAUUCAAGUUCUUCUUCUCAAUCAAAUUCUUCAUCUAGCAGUCAAACCAACAUGACUUUAAUCAAUUCAAACUCAUCUGAACCUUGUGAAAACUCUACAUUACCAAACACCACAUCUACCACCAAACCUACCUCUGUUCAUGGUUCUGAUGAUAUUUUAAGUGUCGAUGUUCCAUCUCCAUUCGCAAAUGAUACUAGUACUUUCCCUACCGACGCUCCUACUCCAGGUCAUGAAUGUAAAGAAUGUGAGAAGGGUGCUUCGUAUCCUAUGAUCAGUAACACCACGAUUUCCAACGCUACAGCCCAGGCUUCAGCCAAUGCUUCAUCGAGCGUCUCUAGCUCAAACUCACCUUAUGGAUCUCAAUCAGGUGCUAACAGUCACUCGACAAGCAAUUCAGCUACUCCAGAUCAAGCACAAACCGGAUUACCUACGAAUGCAAAUGCCACAUCUAACGCUUUCAGUGGUUCCAAUUCCAAUGUACCCGGUUCAACCAUGAAAACUAGCACAAGUAGCUCAUCUGCUUCCUCUGCUUCAUCAUCUACGACCUCUACUACUGUCGUUCAACCCUUGAGCCGAUCCCAAAAGAGGCGUAGUAUAACUCUCAAUUGAUGAUUUGUAUUCCACGGUUUUUUUUGAAAGAUGAUUUUUUUUUUGUACUUUGUCUGUCUCUCUCUCUCUCUCGUUCUGUUUUGAUUUGAAAAAUUGUUUCCGCUCAUAUCAAAAAUAUCACGUUUCUUGGACAUUUGUUAUCAUGCUUGGUAAAGAAAAAAAAUCGCAUUACACUCAUUUUCUUUCAUCACUCGCUGCACUGUUAUGUCAUGUUUUCUUUAUGUUUUCAGAUAUAGAAAAAAUUGGAAUAAAUGAAAUCAUGUUUUUGUCUC